AUGAUCUACAAUGAUUUAAUCAGAAGCUCACACUCCUCGAGAAAUGACGUCAACGAUAAUGGGAAACGUGGACCAGGCUCGACUUCGAGCACUAUCGAAGACUCUGCUGAACUUCCCGCUCAGCUCGCUCAAAAUACUUUGUUCGCUACUAUUCCCACAUUUGCAACCAUCGCCGUUCCGACUUAUUCCUUAUCUGCAAUUGUACCGCCUACUUCGAGCGGCAAUGAGGAUAAUAUCGUAGAUAUCGAGUCUAUGAGUUUUCAAUUUGUUAAUAUACUUGGUAAAUACGGUGAAGGUACUUAUUUAGAGAAUGAUAUCGACCUCGAAGGCGAUGCAUCGCUCAUCAGCCAAGCGUUGAAAAGUGCAUUUGAGACCGCCUCUAUCUUGAGGAACUAUCAAAAUGGAGAGGAAGGAAAAAAAUAUCGAAAGAGUGAUUUGGAGAGUAACCUAAAGAGGAUGACUGUCACAUCGUAUCAUGGUGAAUUGACUAAACCAAGCGAUUUAUUGUUAUACACCGGCGUGAAAGAAACUUCCACCGAAAAUGGGGACGAAGAUAAGGGCUAUAAGAGAAGAUGGAAUGAGCUAGCAACUUCGUCAGCUGUACUGCAAUCGAUGGAAUUUGGAGAUUUCAAGAGCAUAGUCGAUAAAAGUAGGUUAUUCAAAGCGAAUCUCAUUAGAGGAAUAAGCAGAGGCGAAUAUACCUCGAUACCUCAAUAUAAAUUAAAGGAGGACAUUGCAAAGUCCAAGGGUGUAUAA
This is a messenger RNA of Kwoniella botswanensis, 756 nucleotides long. RefSeq lists its product as uncharacterized. The transcript is spliced from 2 exons. The record is from RefSeq and is a predicted model, not a curated record. The coding region runs from base 1 to 756 and encodes 251 amino acids. NCBI's taxonomy places the organism in Eukaryota, Fungi, Basidiomycota, Tremellomycetes, Tremellales, Cryptococcaceae.